GAGCCUACGGGCAGGCGCCCAGCGGCUGGGCCGGGUAGAACGGAGGGCGGAACGCAGCUGUGGGGUUGGGGCUGUUGCAGUGUCGGCCGGAGCGGUUUGGGAAGUGCACGGGGCGAAGAUGGCGGCGGAGCGGCAGGACGCGCUGAGAGAGUUCGUGGCGGUGACGGGCGCUGAGGAGGACCGGGCCCGUUUCUUCUUGGAGUCAGCCGGCUGGGACCUGCAGAUUGCACUAGCAAGCUUUUAUGAGGAUGGAGGGGAUGAAGACAUUGUGACCAUUUCACAGGCAACCCCAAGUUCAGUGUCCAGAGGCACAGCUCCCAGUGAUAAUAGGGUGACGUCCUUCAGAGACCUUAUUCAUGACCAAGAUGAGGAGGAGGAGGAAGAGGAGGGGCAGAGGAGCAGGUUUUAUGCUGGGGGCUCAGAGAGAAGUGGACAGCAGAUUGUUGGCCCUCCCCGGAAGAAAAGUCCCAACGAGCUGGUGGAUGAUCUCUUUAAGGGUGCCAAAGAGCAUGGGGCUGUAGCUGUGGAGCGAGUGACCAAGAGCCCUGGAGAGACCAGUAAACCGAGACCGUUUGCAGGAGGGGGUUACCGCCUUGGAGCAGCACCAGAGGAAGAGUCUGCCUAUGUGGCAGGAGAAAGGAGGCGACAUUCGGGCCAAGAUGUCCAUGUAGUGCUAAAGCUCUGGAAAACUGGAUUCAGCCUUGACAAUGGUGAACUCAGAAGCUACCAAGACCCAUCCAAUGCCCAGUUUCUGGAGUCUAUCCGUAGAGGGGAGGUGCCUGCAGAGCUGCGGAGGUUAGCUCACGGCGGGCAGGUGAACUUGGAUAUGGAGGACCAUCGGGAUGAGGACUUCGUGAAGCCCAAGGGAGCUUUCAAAGCCUUCACUGGCGAGGGCCAGAAACUGGGCAGCACGGCCCCCCAGGUAUUGAACACCAGUUCUCCAGCCCAGCAAGCAGAAAAUGAAGCCAAAGCCAGCUCCUCCAUCUUAAUCAAUGAGGCAGAACCUACUACAAACAUCCAAAUCCGCCUUGCAGAUGGUGGGAGGCUGGUGCAGAAAUUCAACCACAGCCACAGGAUCAGCGACAUCCGGCUCUUCAUCGUGGAUGCCCGGCCAGCCAUGGCUGCCACCAGCUUUGUCCUUAUGACUACCUUUCCUAACAAAGAGCUGGCUGAUGAGAACCAGACCCUGAAGGAAGCCAACCUUCUCAACGCUGUCAUCGUGCAGCGGUUAACAUAACCGCCCAGCUGCUGCCUCACCUUCCUAUGUGUCUCCCAUGACUGCAGCCAUGCCCAUGGGGAUCACCUUCCUGCCCCUGUAUACACCCAGCCCUUCCAGUGCCACGUCUCAUGUGUAGCUCUGGGCUCUUAGACUUCAGUUGGACAUAUGUUUUCUCUUUAGUUGUAUUUCCUGGGUUUUUGUGGUGAUCAAUGGACUUUAAAGAAAAAAAAAUAAAAACAACCAAAAAAGUUGAAGGAAUACCACCAAUCCUGUUGUACAGAAACUCUCCCACUGGAACUAUAUUUGAUUGUUAGAAAAUCUUAUCUUGAAGCAUGGUAAGGGGACUGUGCAUUUAUCCUCUGCAUAAAGUCACUGUGGCA
Molecule: messenger RNA, 1599 nt
Organism: Peromyscus leucopus (white-footed mouse)
Lineage: Eukaryota; Metazoa; Chordata; Mammalia; Rodentia; Cricetidae
Gene: Nsfl1c
Product: NSFL1 cofactor
Exons: 10
Coding region: 119-1237 (372 amino acids)
Biological process (GO): membrane fusion; proteasome-mediated ubiquitin-dependent protein catabolic process; autophagosome assembly
Cellular component (GO): nucleus; cytosol
Molecular function (GO): ubiquitin binding
Source: RefSeq, a predicted model, not a curated record